AUGACCUGUGAUCUCGAACUUGGUAUUAGAGUUUAUUGGAGAGAUUGGAUUUCACAUGAAGAAUUUAAACGUGAAAAUUUAAGCAAAUGUUUUGAUAGCCUUUCUAAUAAUUCUGAACCAUCAAUCAUUUACAAUAACAUUCUAACCACCUUACCUCUCACUUACGGCUGGGAUUGUUACGAUUUCGCCAAAAGUAUAAAGUUGAAGUCUGGCCAACCUCGAGAAUAUAUAAUCUACCAUGCUUACUGGCGUGCUGAUCUACGACCUUUUUGUGACAAACAGAUCGCUACGUUAAAAUCUUUCUUUGCUACUCAAGAUGCAAAAUAUUCUUCUCUCAUUCUCUGGACUAAUGGAAAUAUUUCGACUGUUCCCUCUCUUAAACCGUUGCUUGAGCGUUAUUCCGAUCGAUUCACAAUAAAGCAUUAUAAUUCCGUGAUAGAAAGCCAAGGAACUCCUAUGGAAGGUUCUCCCAACCUUCAACUUAAUGAUAAGCAAGCUUACAUUGAUGGUGACUUGAUUAGACUCCUUGUUUUAUACAAAUAUGGUGGAGUAUGGUUUGACAUGGAUUCUCUUUUUAUACGUGAUUUUGCACCACUCAUGGAGCACGAAUGGCUUGGCCAAUGGGAUUGUUUUAUGCCGAAAGGCUAUCCUUUUAACGGUGCUUUUAUGAGAUUUCGAAAGAAUUCUCCUUAUGUAUGUGAACUCCUUUCCGAAAUGGCUAAUGGACCAGUUCCUAGCAAAUCUUCAAUUGAUUGGGGUGGACCACAAACAACAAUCUUUCCUUGUAUCAGAUCAUCACCUCUUCCAGAAUUGGCUAAAUCUACAUCAAUGUUUUUAGAUGUUCUAAAUGAUCCUGUUGAUGCUGGUCUAGAUUGUGGUUGCAUAGAUGGUGGUGAUUGA
Molecule: messenger RNA, 900 nt
Organism: Racocetra fulgida
Lineage: Eukaryota; Fungi; Glomeromycota; Glomeromycetes; Diversisporales; Gigasporaceae
Source: the annotation of a GenBank genome assembly